Molecule: messenger RNA, 417 nt
Organism: Blastomyces dermatitidis ER-3
Lineage: Eukaryota; Fungi; Ascomycota; Eurotiomycetes; Onygenales; Ajellomycetaceae
Product: peptidylprolyl isomerase
Exons: 4
Coding region: 1-417 (138 amino acids)
Molecular function (GO): peptidyl-prolyl cis-trans isomerase activity
Source: RefSeq, a predicted model, not a curated record
AUGGGUGUUACAAAGACAAUACUCAAGGCCGGCAACGGAGUCGACAAGCCCAAGACAGGGGACGAUGUUGUGAUCGACUACACAGGAUGUCUCUAUGACCCGGCGGCCGCGGAUAAACAUUACAUGGGAGACGAGUUUGAUUCAUCCAAAGAUAGAGGGGAAUUUAAAACUGCAAUUGGCAUUGGAAAGGUCAUUCGAGAGACUACGGGUAUGGUGACCGCGAGGUCGAACUCAAGGGAAUCAAUGAUCUGCGGAGUUGUUAAAUUGGGACAGGCGAUGGGGUGGCGCCAACCCGACAAAUCGAGAGAGAUGUUUGAGGACUUGAGCCCACGGAACAGCCCUCCGCGCCGGAAAUUUUUUAUUCUCGAAUGCUUCCCGAACCCUUCUCCCAUCAAACGGGCGUCCCACAAAAUCUAA